CGUCGCUGCGGUAUAUCCUGCCACCGCGACGACGAUGGAGGUCGAGGAAGAGAGCGCGGAGGGCGUGGUCCCGCAGAUGGACGAACGAAAACUCGAUCCCAAGUUUGAAGCGGAGCAGGCGCUGCUGACGGCGCUGAAAAAGCCGCGUGACUUUCACAAGAAAGACGCGAAAAGCGGCGCGAUCAAAUUGCUCAACAUUGCGGCGUCGGACAUGGUGUCGUAUCGCCAGCGCCACGUCGCGGCGACAGAAGGGACGGCAGACUUUGCCGCGGUCACCGAAGUACGCGAGCUGCACCACCAAAAGCUCUCGACGCAGCCAACGACCACAGCGCACCACGAUCAAGGCGACCCGACAGGAAAAGUCGACAAGAUUGCUGCCAACGCGAUGCGCCGGCGGGACCGCCACACUGCUGCGCAGGCCCAGUACCAAGCCCGCCUCAAAGCGAUCAGUGAGCAGCUCGAGACGGACAUCUUGCGCAUUAGCGAUGCCAUCAAAGAAGAGCUGGCCACCGUCGCCGCUGCGAACGACAACCACUUUGCUCUCCUCACGAACGAGCCUUGGCUCAUCCACGCGUCGCACGCCAUGGUGGUCGAGCAGUGGGCGCACUUGGAAGGGCUGUGGAGUGGACGCACUCGAACGAUUCGGCAAUUUGGUGAUGGCCUCGAAGCCAUUGAGCAGACGCGAUCGGCCCUGGCCGGCGUAGAACUCCAGCUGCUCACAGAGACUUGCGUCGCCGCGGCGUACGUGCUCCCGCCCGAAGUCGAGCGCGCGAUCGAAGUCGAAGCGCAUGAGCUGAACGUGGUGCUGAUCUCGAAUCGACGGAGCCACUGCCACCUGGUCAGCCGCAUGCUGAAGGAAGACGCGCAAAAGUUCGUUCAUGUCCGAAUCAUGUGGGAAAAGUGUGAGCGGCACUGGCGCGUGCUCAACCACGAUCACGCGAUCCAACAUUUCAAAAUCACGCUCGAGUCUCCGCUGUACACGCAUCCGCCCCGCCUGCAUGAGAUUCUCGCCAACUUGCGCGCCGACCAACUGUCGGUGCACACGAACGAGCGGCUCGCACUGCUCGGUCAACUCGACGGCCUCGUUGGUGGGGGAUUGUCGACGCAAAGAGUCCAUCGGAUCGUGUUGGCUCUGGCAGACUUGUACAAGAAGGAGGAAGAGCGCAAUGCAGAGUACUUUAACCAGCUCUUUACGUGCCAGCGCGACAUUGUAGCCGAAGCGGCGGCGCUACGAGAGCAGCUUCGUGCAACGUGCCAUCGCGUAGGGGCCAAGGCCAAGGAAGGAGACCUGGCAACCAUCGCAACGCAGCUCACUGCGCUCUUGGCCGACAAAAGUUUGGACGAAUUCUUUCGACUGUCGGGUGGGCUGCGGGCCGAAUUGGCAGCGAUCGAGGACCGCCUGGCGUCACCCGAUAUGAUUUACCAGGAGAACGUGGCGGCCCUCAUGCCGCGGGUGGCCAUGCUCGUCGCCGCCUUGCCCCUCGAGUCGAUUCUUGAUGCCCAAGGCAAGUCCUCCGAGCGAAAAGCCAUCCAAGCAACACUCGAGCGUCUGCGGAAGGCCCCAAAGAACGAAAUCGUCCCGCUGUUGCCGAUUCUCUUGGCGCAAACGACCACGCUGGCAGGGAUCCAAGGCAUCGACGACACGCUGCGGCAUGACCUGGACGACAUCGCCGGGAAACUCGACAGUCUCAUUCAAGACAACGACGCGCAGGCGAGUGCAGCCGCCGCCGUCAAGAGCAAAGGCAUCGGGCUGGACGCGUUCCAGAUUGCCGACAUGCAAGGCAUCCGCAAGGCGCAGCGGCGGCUUGGAACUCUCGUGUACACGACGGACCUUCCGCCGCCGUUCCAGUCGCUUUUGCAUGCGACUUUGAGUGCUCUGGAGGUCCAAACCCAUGCGAACGCGGUCGUGGACGGCAUCGUGUCGCACGAGUGCAAUGGAUUGCUUGGUCUCCGCGAGCGCGAGAUGGAUGCGCUGGUCGCGACGGUCGGCGCCGGGCUCGAAGCACACACGACCAUCCUCCACGUCACGUGCGAUCGCGUUGCUCGGUUCUUUUACCAGUUGGUCGCGUGCACCGAGACGUACGAGGACCGGACGCGCGUCGUCAAUUUGACCGUGAUGGACCUCCUCGACACACUCAAGGACACGCAUGACAGCCAUGUCGCAGCGUGCGAGGCCGAGUUCUCGACGACAAGAUCGGCGCUGCGCCACGCGCCCGACGAGGCAGCACUCGAACGAGAAUUUCGGCAGUGCUUGGACCUCCUCGAACGCCUCGAGGACGAAUACCGAAAGUACAACAAAAAGGUGUCGCUCGCGUCCACCAACCACCCGAUCGCGAUCGCCCGGCAAAACCACGCGUUUCGAAACGACUUGUGCGCAUUCUUUGGACUCCAGCCGCCGGCCGGCGGCGUCCCCGCUGCAUUGGACGACUUGCUGAGUGCUGAGGUCAUUGAGAACGCCAUCGACUCACCGCCGCAACCGCCAUCGUCGCCGCCGUCGACGUCGUCCCUCCAUCAUCACGAGUCCCACGCCUCAACGCAUGAUCACACGACGUUGAAAGCGUCACCGUCCACAGCGUCGGUGCCACCGCCGGCACAGGACGCUCCUCAUGCGUCCGCUGCCGCGCUGGAUCACUCGUCAUCCCGACCGGAUGCAGUAGUAGAUGAAAACCCCGUCGAAGUCGCAGCAUAUUGCAGUCAAAACGGGUGUCGGUACGUUGAGUGCGAAUCCGUGAACGACAUCCUUGGCCGAAUUCUGUUGAAAAAGAUCUUGCUACCGGGCGAAGACCCCAGCGAUGACGAUAACCCACCUCCGGAAGCGACGGCUCCACCUGUCGACGCGUCCCCGCCUCCCGCCGAUCCGACGUCCUUCCCACCAUCGACCAAACCACCGGCGAAAGGCACCCCCCGCAGUGCGUCUGCCGCAGUGCUGGUGGAUGUACCGCCACCCGAAGCUAGCCCUGCCCCGGUCGUCGAUCCCGUCAUCGAGACUCCGUCCGACCCUCCCAACAUCCAAAUUCCCCUUGACUCUGUCAUCGCUGUGCUGGACGUGCCCCAGUCCACACUCCUUUCCAUGCUUCUUCGGCUGCGCGACGCCACCAUGUCACUGUUCGAGACCAGGAGUGGCGCGCACUUGGACGAGGCAAAUGCGGAAGCUCACACGCGUGUGGAAGCGUACACGUUCCUGUUGGAAGAAUGCCUGCGCAUGCACUGGCCGCGAAAGGGUCGCACCGAUGUACAGAUAUACCAGCCGCGCGCUGGCGAACUCGUGAGCCACCGACAGCGCCAUGGCCGACACAUCAAGAACGUGCUCAAGAAGCUUGCGGCGCAAGAAGCCGAGUUUGUCAAGCUGCAUGACGACGCCCUCGCGUGUUUGCGGGCCCAAGAGAAUGCCCAGCUUGGGCUGCAGUCGCAACUUCUCAUGCAAACAAGUUUAGCGGCGUUGCAAGGGCUCGAGAGUCGGUCGAAGAAGGUUCACAUCGAAUUCAAAGCUGCGUGGAGCGACCUCUUGCGCGUUCAAAUGGCGGUGUACCUGACGGACGAGCCGACAGCGCUAAUUGCCACGUGCCGAGAGCUUGUGACGACGUGCACGCAUCAAAUAUUUCCCGACUUGGUCAGUUGCGAUGUCAUUUCGGGAUGCGAUUACCAUCCAGACGAGGUUAAGCUCGUCCAUGCAAUUGUGUCCGAGGCAGAGAUGACGAUCCACACGGCGGUCGCGGGGCGUAAGGCCGUGAUGGAUGCGCUCGAGAGCCAGGAAAGUCGCGUUGGGGCGCUCUUGGCGACGUUCAAGUCGAGGCACCAAACCUGCCUGCAGACGUUGUCGAUGAAGGAAGGCCUCGGACAGAAGUACGGGCUGCCGCGGCGGAAUGCCCAGGAGCGGCUGCGAAGCGAAAUGACCCGGUCGGACAACAUGGCGAGCACAAUCAGCGACCUCUUGGACAUGCUCAAGCAAGCAGCCACGACGACCGCUGCGCCGCCAGGACCGAAAGGACCGAGCAAUCUCGCCCGCCACGUUCGCAAGCUCUUGCUCGAGCUCCGCCAUGUCAUGUACAUUCGGGGGCUGUAUCUCGGUGUCCUCGUAAACAAGAUGCAGCUUCAGCCAAAGCCCGUCAAAGACGACCUUGAAGCAUCGACCAAGUAUGACGCAGAUGCGCCUCUCGACCAUGAUUUCGCCUCCGUGACGUCUUUCCUUGACACGACCAAGCAAUUUGAAGCGCAGUGCGUCGCCGACUCGCGCGCGUUGUUUGCUGCGGAAGGCAAGCCUAUGGACGACAACAACAUCCCGGACACGUUGCAAGCGUAUUUGCGCGAGCAGCGCGAAAAGUCGGUCGGGUAUGUUGAGCAUCAAGUGGCGAUGUACCACGACCAAGUCAAAGCAUUUGAAGUGGCUCUGGCGAUCGCGCCCCGUCUGGCAAUGGAGGACAUCGUUCGCCGCGCCAAGGCGACUGUCCAACGCCUCGUGGAUGCAAUCGAGGUGGCGUUCGAAACCCAAUUUCAAGAGUGGGAAGCCGUCAAAGAAAAGCACAAGAGCCAGUUGACACCCGAUCUGUGCAGCCCCAACCAAGUUGCUGUCGUCGAGAGCUUGUGUGCCAAGGAAGCGGCGCGCACGGCUGCGGUCCAGGACGCCAUUCGACACGUGCGAUGGCAGGUGCUCGUGCAGCACGUGAUCUGCGCCAGGGGAUUUCACAAACGCCUGACUGCCAUGUUCCACGCCAUGAUGUCGAUCCUCGACUCGUGCACGAUGGCCCGUGACAUUCAGAGUCCACCCGCGACCUCAACGCACACGACGGGCACGGACGAUGCCGACGGACCGAACAAAGGAGCCAGCGACGUUUUCCACAAACCCAAGUCGCUCAAGCGGCUGCGCAAAGCACUGCGAAAGAUCGAGCAAGGCGAUCCGUUGGCGGUCGAGCUAUCUGACGACGAGAAAGAUGCACUUGAUGAUGCCAAGGAAUUGCAGCGAUUCCCCAAGCGAGCAUGGCCAGGGCUGCCCAUCGUCCCGGUGUUCGACAUUGCACCAGCGAUCAAGGACGACACAAAGAUAUCCCCAGCUGACGUCGUCCCGCCACCCGAGCCGGCCGACACGGCGGCGUGUGUGGCUUAUCUCACAGAUGCCCACCGCGCGGCCGUGAAAGCCCGCAAUGAAACGCAUGCAGCGUACUGCGAGUGGUUUGAUGCGUCGAUGGCAGCGCUGGGAACCAAGUACACCACGCUGCUGCACGACGAGGAGCUGUGGUUCCUAAACUGGGGCAAGCUCAUCCAGUCCAUGCGGCACGACGCGUAACAUGCCACACAAUGCAAUACGACUUGUUGGGACGCUUACGAGAUUGCGCAGAACGUUUACUCGGUGGGGACGGCCUCGAGGAGGACGGCAGACUCGUUUGUUCGGCACCACGGGAGCGUGAAUGGGGAGUUGUACCCCAUGUACUCCCACGCAGGAAGCCCUUGAUCGUUGCGCUUGAUUUUGUACUUGCCCUGGAGCUCCAGCACGCCAAUGAUUUCGGCGGCCACGGUCGCAGCGACCUCCUUCGUGAGUUCUCCAGUGAACGUCUUGACUGCGAGCACGCGGGACGCGACCUUGGUGAUGUGGACCUUCGAGUCGAGUGGAAUCGGAGGCUCUUGGCCUUCUUUGGCAAACUUGGACGGCAAAAUAAAGCUCAUUGUUUCGUCUACGUUGCUGUGGGACAGGAGGACAGGAGCUGUCAUCGCAAUUGGCUCGCCUCCACCCGCUUUGUUGUUUUCAAUCGAAGCCAUGAUGACUGGGGCUGUCAUUGCCAUGGCUUCGCCAGGGCCACUUUCCCCGGACCGCGGCUUGUUUUCAGGGGCGGUAAACACGCCAAUAUACCGCGCGAGGGAGCCGAAGGCGACCCGCGUGAAUUCUCGCGUCGUCGUCGCGUCCGGGACAUCCGUCGACGACACCGACGCUGUGUAGAUGGGGUCGUAGCGGCGGAUCUCAAUGUCCUUGUUCGGCCCGAUGCGCCCGAGGCUCUCAAAAUGAGGUGUUUCCUCGCUGAUCUUACCAAACACGGCCCCCAUGCUGCGCUGCUUCUUG
Aphanomyces invadans is the source of this 6049-nucleotide messenger RNA. RefSeq lists its product as hypothetical. The transcript is spliced from 3 exons. The record is from RefSeq and is a predicted model, not a curated record. Lineage: Eukaryota; Oomycota; Saprolegniomycetes; Saprolegniales; Verrucalvaceae. Bases 35 to 5281 code for a protein of 1748 amino acids.